AUGAUGAAGGUCCCGGACACACUGACGGCCGCAGAUAUUGGAGGCGGCUGGGGAGCCCCCGAGCCAAAGCCGACUCCAGCUGUCGCCGCGGAUGAAGACUUCGGCGGCUGGGCCAGCGCUGCUCCGGUUUCAGCUGGCCCGACCCCCACAUCCAGCAACCCACCCAAGCCAGCCGGCGGGUUUGGCGGUGGAGCGGAUGAUCUUUUCUCUAACGUUUGGGAAUAG
This is a messenger RNA of Penicillium chermesinum, 225 nucleotides long. RefSeq lists its product as uncharacterized. The coding region runs from base 1 to 225 and encodes 74 amino acids. The record is from RefSeq and is a predicted model, not a curated record. The transcript has a single exon. NCBI's taxonomy places the organism in Eukaryota, Fungi, Ascomycota, Eurotiomycetes, Eurotiales, Aspergillaceae.